Caenorhabditis remanei is the source of this 345-nucleotide messenger RNA. RefSeq lists its product as uncharacterized. The transcript has 2 exons. The record is from RefSeq and is a predicted model, not a curated record. Bases 1 to 345 code for a protein of 114 amino acids. Lineage: Eukaryota; Metazoa; Nematoda; Chromadorea; Rhabditida; Rhabditidae.
AUGAAGAAUUCCACUGCCCGACCACCACGUGACGUCAUCAGUCACGUCUCCCCGAAAUCCAGGAAGAUCCGGAAAUCCACGUCAGCGGAGAGAAGGGAAAAGGAGAAGGUCACCAACCGUCUUCGCCAACUAGUCGCCGCCGAGGAAGACGCCGACCAAUAUGAGCUCGUCCUGGCCACCAUCGCCCAUAUCCGAGAGCUCCAAGCCCAGUUAUCCGGAAAAGAAAACUCGCUGCCCGCCGGAUUCGAGCAUUUCUUCACCAGCUCCGCAUCUGUCAGCCCGUCCACAUCGCGACCCGACACCCCUGCCUCGUCUCCAGAAUCAUCGCCGACGUCAUCUGUUUAA